Molecule: messenger RNA, 3149 nt
Organism: Branchiostoma floridae (Florida lancelet)
Lineage: Eukaryota; Metazoa; Chordata; Leptocardii; Amphioxiformes; Branchiostomatidae
Product: sphingomyelin phosphodiesterase 4-like
Exons: 16
Coding region: 84-2741 (885 amino acids)
Biological process (GO): glycerophospholipid catabolic process; sphingomyelin catabolic process; ceramide biosynthetic process
Molecular function (GO): sphingomyelin phosphodiesterase D activity
Source: RefSeq, a predicted model, not a curated record
UAUAACUUAUGACUUUCAUUUCAAACGCAAAAAUAAAAUAAUUUCUGCUAUUUACUAGAAGAUAAAUUGAUUUUCAUCCCAAAAUGGUUGUAAUCAUGAGAUCAUAUGGUAGACACCAUGUACGAUAUUUUUCGUACAGCGACACUUUUUGGUCAUCAGGUUACAAAAGAUCCGACAUGGUGGCCGUCCCUAGCGUCAGUGGCGGGUUUUCCAGUAUUCAGACCAAGUUUAAUGCAGCCUUGGCCCAGAAAAUCCCACAGAGAUGUGCAGAACUGACUAAAAUCAUUGAUGAACAUCACACCAAGGACCUUCAUUCCAUCUACACCACUUUGUUGGAGAACAUCUUUGGGUUUAACUACUACACAGGAUGGGGGCUGAAGACUCUCAACAGGAAAACACAGCCAGUGGAGUUCAAUACAGUGAAAGCAUUCCUGUGUCCAGGAGGGCCCAUGUUCAGGCUCUUCUACAAGCUGCAGUCUGAUGCCUUCAUCAGAUAUGAAUUUCCUCUGUCCUGUUUACCAAUCCCUACCAGGCUGGCCCUACAGGAGGGAGCUGUUCCUGUGUUCUACAGUAACAAACUACAGAUGUUACAGCAUGGACGUCCUGCCAGCUCACUCUCGCUCAAUGCGUUUGAGUAUUUCUUCUUCCAGUUUGCAUACUUCAUGGUUCACCCACAGAACCACAAGGUGAUGAACAACUGGGUCCUACCUGCCGACAUGCUGUACCCGUGUCUACUGGAGGAUUAUCUCAACCACUUCCUCCCUGUGCAGGGGGAGCCUCCCACACUACCCAACACUGGCAGUCCUAUUGGCAGCCCCCACUCCCCCUCCCACGUCAGACAACAAUCCCCGGUCGGACCGUACCACCAGGGCCUGUCUUCCCCCUACGGGAGUCCGCACGCCAACGUGCUCGUCAGACGAGCGCUCAUUAGCCAGGGUGUGGCCGCGGGCGAUACCGGAGUCCACGAGUGCUGGCUGUCCGAGAGUUUCCUGCAGAUUAUGGCAGAGUUCUGGUUAAACCAAAAUGCACUGAGGAUCCCCACAGCCCAGUCAGAAGGAAAGUCUGCAACCUCACAGGGUGGUAAUUCUCUGGAUGUGACGUACCGCGACCUUGCACAGCAGUUGAAGGACAGUUUCAUGCCCAGUAAGGACCACGUGCGGAUCGUCAGGAUGCUGGUGAAACACGUGCACUACUUCGCUAACAGCGCCAAGGAGGUGUCUGUAACAUCGCCUUAUCACUCUCCCUCACUCCCACCCAUUGAGGAACUGAAAAGAGCGAUCAUCCCCCAGUUCGUACAGAAGAAACUGUACGCGUUUCUGCGGCACGGGUUUGACCACUGGCCGCUGGACCACACGUUCCGCCUGAUGCUGGAGACGUGGCUGAGUUACGUCCAGCCCUGGCGAUACUCCGACCCCAACAAACCCAACCUCCCCGGCAGGGAUAGCAGGGACAAGAUGAACCCGGAGAAGUGGGCCCAGUUUGUUGCAGACAACCUCCUGUUCUACACCAGCCUGUUCCACGUGUUCCUGACCAGAGUCUUCCGUCUGGACCUCAGCUCACCUCGCAAUGCCUACAUGCUCUUCAGGGUCGCAAAGGUAUACGGCCAGCCCAAUCUUGCUCAGGUGAUAGAAGACUGUGAGCGAGACCUGUGUGAGCCCGUCCCACGUAUGACCCCCGUCCGGAGACACGGGCGGGACGGUCUGUACGGCGAGGGCGCAAGUUUCCUGUCCCCGCCAUCCACCAACACAGCGGCCAUACUGAGAAUGCAGUGCCUGGAGCUGGAGUCCUCAGGGUUUGAGUACAAACUGAUGUUUGGUGAAGAGACCAGAGGUUCAGUAAGGACCCUUCAAGUUUUAUGUUUUGACAAACCUUUGAUCACAAUGAACAUUAAAGAUGAUUUCCCUUCUAUCUCACAGAUGAUACAGCUGUUACAGAUCUUGUGCCAGGCCCGCCGUACAGCACAGACCUUCACCCAACCCGAGGACAGCAGCACCAGCCUACUGGCAUGGAUGGGGCUGGGCGGACAGACCGAACCAUCCGCCGCCAUGGGGGACGGGGAGGAGUUUGGAGGGGCAGACCUGCGCAAGCUGGAUGUACACUUGGAACAGUCCAUUCACUUCCUCUGCAUGGUUUUCAGGAUUGACCCUCCAGCGACCCAGACCGAGGCCUAUCUCACCAGUCCUGGGGGCAGCCUGGAGGCUGAUCGGACUCUACCACCCGACUGUACACAGGGGGAGGCAGGACAGGUCCUCACUCCUAGAGGCAGGUACCAGAUGAUGAAUGGGUUAAGAAGAUUUGACAUUGGUUACCAUGGUGAUCCCGAGCUUCAGCCAAUCAGGAGCUACGAAAACCCCACCCUGGUCCGAGCCCUGUACAAGGUGUCCACCGUCAUGAACCAAAGAUUUUCAGACUAUCUCCAGGCUAUGUAUCACAGAGAUGACUUCCUCGGCAGACUGGCGUACCAGUACUUGUCUCCUCCGUACCCCUCCCCACCAUCGCGCCUCAGUCCGGUACAGGCCGAGCGACAUUCACUCUACUCCGGACGCCCGCGAAUCAGCCUUAGGUUUCUCGCGAGUUAUCAGAACCUGGGAUAUCUGUUGGCGUUUCUGCUCUUGGCGUACAUGUUCUCCGUUGGGCCGCUGAAACUCGUGCUGUUUUUACUGUUCGGUCUCAUCGCGUAUGGAACUGUCAUGGUCUUGGUUACAUAUGACCGAUGGAAGCCACUCAAAUACAGGCAGUGAGAUGGCUAAAGGACAGGCCGGUUCAUGACAUUGGGAAAUACAGUCGGUAAAAGCUAUCAGUUCCUAGAUCCUAUGAUGCAGAUGUUCAAUAGUUUGGGUGAAAUAAAGUUAUUUUUGACCAACUGAAAUUCAAUCCGUUUUCAUAAUCAUUAUUCCAAAGGUUUCAUAUUUGCCAUUGUAGUACCUAGUCAUAUGCACUAACUGUAAAAUGUUAACUGUAAACAUUUUAUGUUAACCAAAAGGGGAUUAGUAAGAUACAUGUAGCUUAGUGAGGUUAUUUAGGACAUUUUGGUUUGUUUUUAGGAUACCACCAUUCGUUGUACAUAUUUCAUAGAUAUUUCAGUUGUCUUGCAAACCAUACAAUUUUGUCCCUUUUAAAACCUAUAAUAAUAAACCAUUCUACGGACA